This is a messenger RNA of Anisakis simplex (herring worm), 531 nucleotides long. Lineage: Eukaryota; Metazoa; Nematoda; Chromadorea; Rhabditida; Anisakidae. The record is from the annotation of a GenBank genome assembly.
AUGGCGAAGUCAGGUGAUGUUGAUAUGCUGUUUGAAGUACGAAACAACUUCUAUUUGGGUGCUUAUCAAAAUUGCAUUAACGAUGCACAGAAUGUACGACUGAAAAGUGAUGAGGAUAAGCUUGCACGUGAUGUUUAUAUGUACCGGGCAUAUAUUGCUCAAAAUAAACCGUCGAUUGCAAUCAAUGAAAUCAAAACAACUUCUGCUGCAGCUGCAUUGAUUGCCGUACGGCGAUUCGCUGAAUACAUGGCAUCUCCCACUAAAAGGUCAAAAAUUGUCGAGGAGGUUGAGGCUGACUUCAACGGUGAUAUGCCGAAUGAUGACACCGUAUUUCUGAUGAACGCAUUCAUUUAUAUCCAUGAACAGAACAUUGAUAGUGCACUUCGACUUUUACAUCAGUCGGACAGCUUGGAGUGUCGAGCUGCGACAGUUCAGUGUCUCUUGAAAAUUGAUCGUGUUGAUUUGGCUCUGAAGGAAGUCAAAAAGAUGCAAGAAAUAGACGAGGAUGCUACUGUGACGCAACUUGCUCUU